CCUGCUUUGAGAGCAAAGCAAGAAAAGUAAAUAUAAGGGAAAUAAUGAGCAGGAUGUCACAUAUAGAAAACCACGUUCAGGGGGUCGGAAACAAAUUAAAUGAAUACACAUAGAGCUGUGUCACAUCAUAACAUGAAAGAGUGACGUCAUUAAUGAAAUGAUAUGAUAAUAAAUAUCAUUUCAUUUUAAACUCUCAGGUGUCCACCGUGUAAUAACGACGGUCCUUGAAGGCAUCAUACACGCUGUGGAUGACGCAUUAGAAGUGCGACGCUCGUGGUGUUUACGUUUACUUACGUUCACUGGGUCCAGAGUAACACGUUUUCACAAUGAAACGUUCAAAACGUGGGGUGACGGACCCCUACAGGAAGCAGUUCAAGUCAGAUUGUGAGUCGCUGCUCGGCCGAUUCCAGAAAACUGAGUCGGUCCGAUUUCAGGUUUUCUCUCAAAUCUGGAGGGAAUCGAACUUCUCACACAUUUUCUACGGCGCCGUGAAGCACGAGAAGCGAGCGUUCAGCCGCCGGGCUCUGGAUCUGGCCUACAGCUACUUCCUGCCCCCGCUCACCUUCCAGAUCCGGGUCGGGGGCCUGUACCUGCUCUACAGUCUGUACCAGACUCAGACCGCCUCGCCGCCGGAGCAGAUCCGCGUGGCGCUGAAGGACUGGGACGAGGUGAUGAAGUUUGAGAAGGACGCGGCGGACGCCCAGCACCUGGACGCCGUCUACAUCCUGCGGCAGCUGAUGUUCCUCAAAGCGUUCCACUUCACCGCCAUGCCAACGCUGCUCGCCUACAGGAAGAAGAGGAGGACAGAGAAGUCGGGCUUGUCCGAGGAGUUCGUUGAGCGAGCGUCUCGUCCACAGGAGCUGAUCAACGGAGACCUGCUGGAGGAGCUGUCCAACAUCCACGAGCUCUACGAGAACAUGAAGACGUCCGUCUCUUUGCCGUCGGAAACGUCCGUCAACAUGAUCCACAGGAGCUUCGUGCCUCAGCUGCGCGGCUCGGUCCUGGACUUCCACAAGUGGCAGCAGAACAAGGAUGCAACAAACCAGGAUGAAGACUGUGGGGAGGGAACCUCGUCUCAGCAGGAGUGCUCCAACAGAGCCGGCCUCAUCGCCUCCAUCAAAUCGAAAGCUUACGGAGAGGCCGCCGAGGCGUCCAAGUCCCGUCGGCACCGGCAGGUGGAGGUGGAUCCGACCAGCAACGAGUCCGGCCCGUCCAACGCACCGGGUCGCUGCAGGAAAACCAAACCGUCAUUCAAAGCCAGAACCAAGGAGAAAUUCCUCUUCUCAGGUGACCUGUUGAAAGCUUCCUCAUCGACCACUAUGAUCAGUCAUCUCACCAGUCUGGACCCAGUGGCUGCAGAGAAAGUAAAACAGUUUAAAAGAUUCCCGUCGAAAUGAAGCCGACUCGGAAUCGACCGGAGACACUGAAGAGAGAUUUUAUUUAAGAACACAUUUAAAAUGAUUUUACAUUUUAAUGUUUUUUAGAUUUUUCUGUUUUAAUGGUUUUUAAUGACACACAAACUGGUCUGAGGGAGAAAAACUGCUCAUGUUGCAGAAAGUGAAGAAAAUAAGAACAGAAAUGUGUUUGUUUUUAAAAUCAAAAGGUUUGUGGAAAAUACAGUGUUCAUGUUCAGCACAGUUUUAUUACUGGUGUAAAAAUGUUUUAUUACAUUUCAGUGUUUUGUUAUAAAAAUAGUUCUACCAGUAUUUUGUUCUCUUGUCUCUGACCUCACUGGAUGUUUGACGCAUUAAAUGGAGUCAAGAACUUAUGAUGAUUCUGAGUUCUGAGAGAUAUUUUCAAA
Messenger RNA from Platichthys flesus (European flounder), 1801 nucleotides. RefSeq names its product small nuclear RNA activating complex, polypeptide 1b (gene snapc1b). The coding region runs from base 327 to 1397 and encodes 356 amino acids. The transcript has 11 exons. Lineage: Eukaryota; Metazoa; Chordata; Actinopteri; Pleuronectiformes; Pleuronectidae. Gene Ontology annotation, cellular component: snRNA-activating protein complex. The record is from RefSeq and is a predicted model, not a curated record. Gene Ontology annotation, biological process: snRNA transcription by RNA polymerase III; snRNA transcription by RNA polymerase II. Gene Ontology annotation, molecular function: sequence-specific DNA binding.